AUGUCGGUGAAGGAGACGGGUGCUCUUACCUGGGAUACUGGUGAAAUGUUCGCAACAGCGACCAACCCUUUCCCAGUCGCCAGUUAUACCCUGAUCAUCCACGAUUCGUCGAAAGAUGUGACCGACAUUCCAAGCGCUGGGUUUUUGGGUGCUUUUGAGCAGUACGUGUUUGGGAUGUACACAGGACAACCCUAUACUCCGCUGAACGAAUUCAAAUGUGCGACCUGCAAUGGCGCAUUUUCCAUACAUGAAAAGCAAGCCCUGGGCGUGAUUCUGACAACAUCAGCCAUCACCGUCUUGUCCUUCACAUGGUUCGCCAGGGGGUUUGGCGUGUUUUGA
Messenger RNA from Fonsecaea monophora, 339 nucleotides. RefSeq lists its product as hypothetical. NCBI's taxonomy places the organism in Eukaryota, Fungi, Ascomycota, Eurotiomycetes, Chaetothyriales, Herpotrichiellaceae. The transcript has 2 exons. Bases 1 to 339 code for a protein of 112 amino acids. The record is from RefSeq and is a predicted model, not a curated record.